Messenger RNA from Cavia porcellus (domestic guinea pig), 954 nucleotides. It is a transcript of the gene Tas2r60, whose product is annotated as taste 2 receptor member 60. Lineage: Eukaryota; Metazoa; Chordata; Mammalia; Rodentia; Caviidae. Bases 1 to 954 code for a protein of 317 amino acids. Gene Ontology annotation, cellular component: membrane. The transcript has a single exon. Gene Ontology annotation, biological process: detection of chemical stimulus involved in sensory perception of bitter taste; sensory perception of taste; G protein-coupled receptor signaling pathway. The record is from RefSeq and is a predicted model, not a curated record. Gene Ontology annotation, molecular function: G protein-coupled receptor activity; bitter taste receptor activity.
AUGAAUGGAGAUCACAUGGCUUCAGGACAUCUGGUGGUUGACAAGAAAGUCCUCACUCUCAUUCUCAUUGUAUUGCUUUUGUGCCUGACAACUGUGAUAAGCAACGGUUUUAUCAUUGUAGCACUGGGCACGGAAUGGUUGCAACGGAGAACACUGUCGCCUUAUAAUAAGUUAUUGGUCAGCCUAGGGGCCUCUCGCUUCUGCCUUCAGUGGGUAAUGAUAGGUAAGAGUACUUAUUUUUUUCUGUAUCCAAUGGCUUUCCUGUAUGACCCUGUCAUGCAGUUCCUAAGCUUGUUGUGGGAUUUCCUGAACACUGCCACCAUAUGGUGUUGCACUGGGCUCAGUUUCUUUUAUUGUGUCAAAAUUGCAAACUUCACCCAUCCUGUCUUCCUGUGGCUAAAGGGCAAGGUUUCUAGGUGGGUACCGUGGAUCCUCCUUAGCUCUGUGGGUUUCUCUGGCUUCACCACCAUCCUAUUCUUCACAGGCAAUCAUGUACUAUAUCAGCACUAUCUCAGGGACAAGUGCCAAUAUUGGAAUGCUACCGGGGAUAGCAUGAGGUCAUUUGAAAACUCCUACUUCUUCUUUCUAAAAAUCUCUGUUUUUUCAAUCCCGUUUGGAAUCUUUCUUGUUUUCAUUGUCAUUCUCCUCAUAUCCCUGGGAAGACACAUGAAGAAGACCCUGUUGACCCUCUCGGGAUUUCAAGAUGCCCCUGUUCAGGCCCACGUCAGAGCUCUCCUCAGUAUCAUCUUUUUUGCCCUCCUCUUCACCUCUAGUUUUCUGGUUCUGAUACUUAAUAAUGGUAGCAGAUUUCCACUUCACGAGGCUAAAAGCUGGGUGUGGAACAUAGUGUCUCAUUUGUGCAUGGCUGUCCACUCCCUCUUUCUGCUGCUCAAUAACCCCAAGCUGAGAGCCACUGUGGAGCGAAGCUGCUCCCCAAGAUGUGAGGUCUCCUGA